UUCCAUUAGAUCUUAUUUGAAUUAGUGUCUCUGACUUCUUCUAGGGUUAUCGCGAUGACUGCAAGCGCUAUCCGAGGAGAUCGCGAAAAGUGUCUGGAGGCUGGAAUGAACGAUUAUCUCGCGAAACCGGUUCGCGCACAGGUCCUCAAGACCAUGCUAGAACAGUACCUUGGACAAAAGCCAGAAGAUAUACCUGAUCUCCCCAAAGCGGCCAAGAACAUGGCCAAUUCUGCAGCGUCACAGGUUGAAACGAGCAAGCAGUAAAAUGCAAAGGAAGAGAAGGCUCCCAGAUCAUGAUCAAGACGUUGGGAGAGGAGAAUCAGCAAUUUGACAGCUCCGUCUUUCCUAAUCCAUGCGAGCAAGGUUGGGUUGGGCGAGCGGGUCCAGGGGAACCUGGAUAGGCUUGUUGAACCGGCUAUUACCGGUGAAGUUGGGAAAUUGCCUAAAAGAUCCCGCAAGACCAUCAUGUGGGCUUGUCUGGGGCCCCAGACCCAUACCUGGUGGAGAUGUUCUCGUGACAAGCAAUGCGGAGUUUCACGAGCAUAGUGGGCUGUCUUUGAUGUUUGCAAUUUUUGCGGGCCGAACAUUUCUGCAGUUCAUGUCAACCGAGAGCGAGGAUUUUGUGGGUCGCCAUUUCAAAAAUUUAUUGGCGCGAAAUAUAUGCAUGCGGUGGGUUGCAGAUGUUUUUCCGAGAACGGGCGUUUCGGGUGUUUCAAAUGGGCGUGGAGAUUGCAUCCGAGUAUUGAUUUCGACUGCUUUUCGAUUAUUGCUCGAUUAUCUAUCGGGACUGAUGUUUGCGCGGUCUUUUUGCGCGCAAGCGUGUGGAUCUUGUACAUCUUCGUCAAUGGAUCGAUGGCCUCGGGUUUGUUCCUGGUCCUCAGCGACCCAAUCUGUUUUUCCCCAUUUUCUUUUGUCCCUCUUCAACUUUCCCUUACUCCCUUUCACUUCUUGCUGGAUUCGGUGAGAGGCGCUAUUUCAUGUCACUCUGCCGCUUCCAUUAUUGUACAGUACAUAGAUAUUUGCUCUUGGCGGGAUGCAAAUUUUUUUCUUUCACACUGACGGGUCGAGCGCAAAGGGA
Molecule: messenger RNA, 1078 nt
Organism: Xylona heveae TC161
Lineage: Eukaryota; Fungi; Ascomycota; Xylonomycetes; Xylonales; Xylonaceae
Exons: 1
Coding region: 353-964 (203 amino acids)
Source: RefSeq, a predicted model, not a curated record